Messenger RNA from Coccinella septempunctata (seven-spotted ladybird), 1419 nucleotides. Its product is annotated as piggyBac transposable element-derived protein 4-like. NCBI's taxonomy places the organism in Eukaryota, Metazoa, Arthropoda, Insecta, Coleoptera, Coccinellidae. The record is from RefSeq and is a predicted model, not a curated record. The transcript has a single exon. Bases 1 to 1419 code for a protein of 472 amino acids.
AUGAAUAACGAGAUGCAUUCUUUUACUAAGGAAUCUGGUCCAAGAAAUAUUCCUGUUGAUGCUUGUAGUCCUUUUGAUGUAUUCUCAUGUUUAUUUCCUCAAGAAUUUGUGUCCAAUAUUACAGAACAAACAAAUUUAUACGCUCUGCAAAAAUUUGGGGAUCCACAAAAAUUCAAGAAAACCAAUGAAGAAGAAAUGAAAGCAUUUUUGGGAAUAAAUAUAUUUAUGGGAAUAAAGCGUUUACCUUCAAUCAAGGAUUACUGGUCUUCUAAUGAAGAGAUUCGUGAUAAUUACAUAUCAAGUAUAAUGCCACGAAACCGAUUUAUGUGGAUGCUAGGAAAUAUUCACUUGAAUGAUAACUAUAAACAACCUAAGAAAGGCGAACCAGGUUAUGACAAACUCUACAAGUUGAGACCUCUUCUGGACAAAUUACAAUAUACAUAUAAUUUUUAUUAUGAUGCUGAUGAGCACCAGUCAGUGGACGAAUCAAUGAUCAAGUUCAAAGGUCGCUCAUCUCUUCGUCAAUACAUGCCCCAGAAACCAAUAAAACGAGGUUACAAAAUCUGGGUUCGUGCUAACAAAUCAGGCUACAUUGCAGAAUUUCAAAUUUAUACAGGGAAGGUGGAUAGCGCAGAAAAACAUUUAGGUACACGUGUUGUGAAAGAUCUAACAAAAAAUAUUGCAGGGGAAUAUCACAAAGUUUAUUUCGAUAAUUAUUUUACAUCUAUGAACUUGAUGAAUGACCUAAAAAAUUCAAAAAUUCAUGGGUGCGGUAUAGUUCGCAAAGACCGUAAAGGACUCCCCAAGGAUCUGAAACGCGACAAGGAAAUGAAUAGAGGAGACGCUGAUUGGAGAAUAACUAAAACUGGUAUUGUUUCUAUGAAAACUAUGGACAAAAGGGGAAUUUAUUUUUUAUCCAAUUUUCACGAUCCCGAGAAAGCAAAUUCUGUUCAGAGGAAAAUGAAAGAUGGUACCAUCAUUGAAGUGUCAUGUCCAGAUUUAGUGAGAGAUUAUAAUGAAAAUAUGGGCCACGUGGAUAAGGCCGAUAUGCUUAAGUCGCUCUAUGAAAUAGAUCGCAAAAGCAAGAGAUGGUGGCUGAGGAUUUUUUGGCAUUUCAUCGAUGUAACCAUUGUAAAUGCUUUCGUUUUGUUUCGGAAAAGAUGCGAUUGUCAAUCUCUGGAACUGAAAGAAUUCAGAGUAGCUGUAGCUAGAGGGCUAAUUGGAAUGCAUAGGUGCGAAAAACGUAGACGAAGAAACGACGACUACGAUUUAUCUCAUAAAAAAUUCAAACGACAGGUGCCCAAUGAAACAAGACAAACCGAGUCGAAACACAUGCCUAUGUAUGGUACCUCAGUGAGAUGUGGAUUUUGUAGCACCAACCGAACCUCAUCGCACAAAAUGGCGCUGUACAGCGUGUAA